Messenger RNA from Rhodotorula toruloides NP11, 1848 nucleotides. RefSeq names its product glycerone kinase. The coding region runs from base 1 to 1848 and encodes 615 amino acids. Gene Ontology annotation, molecular function: ATP binding; glycerone kinase activity. The transcript is spliced from 7 exons. The record is from RefSeq and is a predicted model, not a curated record. Gene Ontology annotation, biological process: glycerol catabolic process. Lineage: Eukaryota; Fungi; Basidiomycota; Microbotryomycetes; Sporidiobolales; Sporidiobolaceae. Gene Ontology annotation, cellular component: cytosol.
AUGGGCAAACACAUCCUCAACUCGCCCAAGACGGCCAUCCUCGACUCGCUCUCCGGCCUGGCGUUCCUCAACCCCGCGACCGAAGUCUACGACACGACCCUCCUUCUCCGUUCUCCCUCGCACGACCGCGUCCACAUCGUCUGCGGCGGCGGAGGAGGCCACGAGCCUGCUCAUGCGGCGUUCGUUGGAGAGGGGAUGUUGAGUGCGGCGGUCAGUGGGCAGGUGUUUGCGAGUCCGAAUGCGGGGCAGGUCGAGAAGGCGAUUGGCAAGCUGAGCAUGUCCAAGGGCGUCUUGCUCGUGGUGAAGAACUACACCGGCGACGUCCUCCAAUUCGGUCUCGCCAAGGAGCGCUGGUCCGCAACACACCUCGAAGAAGACUCGGUCCGCAUGGUGAUCGUCGGUGACGACGUCUCCGUCCCACGCUCGCAGGGCGCUCUCACGGGCCGCCGCGGUCUGACCGGUACUGUCCUAGUCUACAAGCUCGCUGGUGCUCUCGCAGCCCAAGGCGCGAGUCUGGACGAGGUCGAGUUUGUGGCGAAAUCGGUGGCGGAGAGGUGUGGGACUAUUGGGAUGGGGCUGGAGCAUUGUCAUGUGCCCGGGACGGAGAAGGGAGAGGCGUACCUCAAGGAUGACGAGGCCGAGAUUGGGAUGGGAAUUCACAACGAGCCGGGCAUCCGCAAAGUCUCCCCGAUCCCCACCGCCUCCAAACUCGUCGACGAGUUCCUCACGACCCUGACCUCGACCAACUCUGACCCGGAGCGCUCGUACCUCCCCUUCAAGAAUGACGGGCAGGACGAGGUCAUCCUUGUUGUGAACAACCUCGGCGGACUGCCGGAGCUCGAGUUGGGCGUGGUGGUGAAGGAGGCGGCGGAGUGGUUGGCUAACAAAAGGAUCACGGUUAGGCGCGCCGUCUCCGGCGCAUUCAUGACCUCCCUCAACCUCCCCGGCUUCUCCCUCACGCUCCUCCUCCUCCCCCGCACGUCCCUCACACCCCCUCCCUCAACCUCCUCGCACUUCUCACUCGACACCCCCCUCCUGCUCGACCUCUUCGACGCCCCGACUCAGGCGCCUGCAUGGAAGUGGACGUUCAAGGGUGAGCCGGAGAUGAGGGUUUUGAAGGAGGGAGAGGUGGAAAAGGUGGGCAAGAGGGAGGAGAAGGUUGGUGAGGAGGUCAAGGGGCCGAAACCCACCGACCCGAAGCUCUUCCUCGCGGCGCUCGAAUCGGCCCUCCAGUCCGUCAUCUCCGCCGAGCCCGAGAUCACGCGCUACGACACCAUCGCCGGCGACGGCGACGCAGGCUUGACGCUUAAAGCCGGCGCAGAGGGCAUCAUGGACGCCAUCAGCCAGAACAAGAUCCCAUCCGACGAUGUCGUCGCUGCGAUGGUUGCGUGUUCGGCGGUGGUGGAGAAGGAGAUGGGCGGGACGAGUGGAGGGUUGUAUGCGAUUGGGCUGAGCGGGUUGAGUAAGGGUAUGUUGGACGCGGCGAAGGAGAAGGGGAGCGAGACGGCUACACCCGAGGUUUGGGCGCGCGGACUCGAGCUCGCUCUCAACACGCUCUACCGCUACACCCGCGCGCGCCCUCCCUCGCGCACACUCGUCGACCCUCUCUCCUCCUUCAUCCUCACCUUCUCCUCCUCGCCCACCUCCCCGACCGCCCUCUCGCACGCCAUCGCGGCCGCCCACGAAGCAGCCGAAGCCACCCGCGACUUGGACGCCAAGGCUGGACGCGCGGCGUAUGUCGACCAGGAGAAGAUUCGUGAGGCCGGCGUGCCCGAUGCGGGGGCUUGGGGCGUGUGGAAGUUGCUUGAGGGAGUACAGAAGGCUGUUGACCGUGCGUCGAGGGAGUAG